Choloepus didactylus (southern two-toed sloth) is the source of this 4018-nucleotide messenger RNA. RefSeq names its product microsomal triglyceride transfer protein (gene MTTP). Gene Ontology annotation, molecular function: lipid binding. The coding region runs from base 65 to 2749 and encodes 894 amino acids. Gene Ontology annotation, cellular component: basolateral plasma membrane; Golgi apparatus; endoplasmic reticulum. The record is from RefSeq and is a predicted model, not a curated record. The transcript has 18 exons. Gene Ontology annotation, biological process: cholesterol homeostasis; lipoprotein metabolic process; lipid transport. NCBI's taxonomy places the organism in Eukaryota, Metazoa, Chordata, Mammalia, Pilosa, Megalonychidae.
CCUGAAGAGUACACUUCUCAGUGACUCUUAGCUGGGAACUGGAUGCAGUAGAAGGCUAGUCAAUAUGAUUCUUCUUGCUGUGCUUUUCCUCUGUUUCAUUUCCUCAUAUUCAGCUUCUGUUAAAGGUCACACAACUGGUCUUUCAUUAAAUAAUGACCGGCUUUACAAACUCACAUACUCCACUGAAGUUUUUCUUGAUGGGGGCAAAGGAAAGCUCCAAGACACUGUGGGCUAUCGAAUUUCAUCUAAUGUGGAUGUUGUCUUACUGUGGAGGAACCCUGAUGGUGAUGAUGACCAACUGAUCAAAAUUACGAUAAAGGAUGUAAAUGUCGAAAAUGUAAAUCAGCAGAGAGGAGAAAAGAGCAUCUUCGAAGGAAAAAAUCCACCUAAAAUCAUAGGAAAGGAAAACUUGGAAGCUCUUCAAAGACCUGUGCUCCUUCAUCUAGUUCAUGGAAAGGUCAAAGAGUUCUACUCAUAUCAAAAUGAGCCAGUGGCUAUAGAAAAUCUCAAGAGAGGCCUGGCUAGUUUAUUUCAGAUGCAGUUGAGCUCUGGAACCACCAAUGAGGUAGAUAUCUCUGGGGACUGUAAAGUGACCUACCAGGCUCAUCAAGACAAAGUGAUCAAAAUCAAGGCCUUGGAUUCUUGCAAAAUAGCAAGGUCUGGGUUUACUACCCAAAGUCAGGUCUUGGGUGUCAGUUCAAAAGCUACUUCUCUCACUACCUAUAAGAUAGAAGACAGCUUUGUUGUAGCUGUGCUUGCAGAAGAGACACAUGGUUUUUGGCUGAAUUUCCUACGAACUGUUACAGGCAAAAUCAUAUCAAAGCAGAAAUUAGAGCUGAAGACAACUGAAACAGGCCCUAGAAUGAUGUCUGGAAAGCAGGUUGCAGCAGUAAUUAAAGCAGUCGAUUCAAAGUACAAAGCCAUUCCCAUUGUGGGGCAGGUCUUUCAGAGCAAGUGUAAAGGAUGUCCUUCUCUUCCGGAGCACUGGCAGGCCACGAGGAAACAUCUGCAGCCCGACAGUCUGUCCAAGGCCAAUUCUGUCAGAAGCUUCCUGGCCUUCAUUCAGCAUCUCAGGACAGCGAAGAAGGAAGAGAUCCUCCAAAUACUAAAGAAUGAGAGCGAGGAAGUACUACCUCAGCUGGUGGACGCCGUCACCUCUGCUCAGACUCCAGCCUCAUUAGAAGCCAUGUUGGAGUUUUUGGAUUUCAAAAGUGGCAGCACCAUUAUCCUUCAGGAGAGGUUUCUGUAUGCCUGUGGAUUUGCCUCCCACCCCAAUGAAGCACUCCUGAAAGCACUGAUUACAAAGUUCCAAGGUUCCUUUGGGAGCAAUGACAUCAGAGAAACUGUGAUGAUCGUCAUCGGGGCCCUCGUCAGGAAGCUGUGCCAGAAUGAAGGCUGCAAACUUAAAGCAGUGGUCGAAGCGAAGAAGUUAAUCCUCAGAGGACUUGAAAAAGCAGAGAAAAAAGAGGACAUCAUUAUGUACCUGCUGGCUUUGAAAAAUGCUCUGCUUCCAGAAGGCAUCCCACUGCUCCUGAAGUAUGCGGAGGCAGGGGAAGGACCUGUCAGCCACCUUGCUACCACUGCACUCCAGAGAUACGAUGUUCCUUUCAUAACCCAGGAGGUGAAGAAGACUUUGAACAGGAUAUACCACCAGAAUCAUAAAGUUCAUGAAAAGACUGUGCGUACCACUGCAGCUGCUAUCAUUUUAAAUAGCAAUCCAUCCUACAUGGAAGUAAAAAACCUCCUACUGUCUAUUGGGGAGCUUCCCAAAGAAAUGAAUAAAUACAUGCUUGCCUUUGUCCAGGACAUCCUCCGUUUUGAAAUGCCUGCAAGCAAAAUGGUCCGUCGAGUUCUGAAGGAAAUGGUUGCUCACAAUUAUGACCGUUUCUCUAAGACUGGAUCCUCUUCUGCCUAUACUGGCUAUAUAGAACGUGAUACCCAUUCGGCAUCUACUUAUGGCCUUGAUAUUCUUUACUCUGGUUCUGGCAUUCUAAGAAGGAGCAACUUAAAUAUUUUUCAGUAUUUGGGGAAGACUGAUCUUCACGCUAUUCAGGUGGUUAUAGAAGCUCAAGGACUAGAGGCCUUAAUUGCAGCCACUCCUGAUGAGGGAGAGGAGAACCUGGACUCCUAUGCAGGCAUGUCAGCCAUCCUCUUAGAUGUUCAGCUCAGACCUGUCACUUUUUUCAAUGGAUACGGUGAUUUGAUGUCCAAAAUUCUGUCAGCAUCUAGUGACCCUAUCAGUGUGGUGAAAGGACUUGUUCUGCUAACAGAUCACUCCCAGGAGAUUCAGUUGCAGUCUGGACUAAAAGCCAAUAUGGAGGUCCAAGGUGGUCUAGCUAUUGAUAUUUCAGGUUCAAUGGAAUUUAGUCUGUGGUAUCGUGAGUCCAAAACCCGUGUGAACAAUCGGGUGGCCAUGGUAAUAAAUGGUGACAUCACAGUGGACUCCUCUUUUGUGAAAGCUGGCCUGGAGACCAGUGUAGAAACAGAAGCAGGGCUGGAGUUCAUCUCCACUGUGCAGUUUUCUCAGUACCCUUUCCUGGUUUGCAUGCAGAUGGACAAGACUGAAGCUCCACUGAGGCAAUUCGAGACCAAGUAUGAAAGGCUUUCUACAGGCAGAGGUUAUGUCUCCCGGAAAAGAAAAGAAAGGCUAAUAGCGGGAUCUGAAUUCCCGCUCCAUCAAGAGAACUCGGAUAUGUGCAAGAUCGUGUUUGCCCCUGAGCCAGAGAGUGCAUCCAGUGGUUGGUUUUGAAACUGAAAGGUGAUCUUUCACUUGAAUCCAUCUCCCCAGAAGGGAUACAAUGUGACAUGCCUAAGUACUUGCUCUCUGAGAGCAUAGUGUUUACAUAUUUACCUGUAUUUAAGAUAUUUGUAAAAAGCUAUGAAAAACCACAAAUGAUUAGAUUUGGACCUAUUCAGAAUACUACCUACAAGUGUCAUUUUGAGUCAACACAUGGGACAUUUUCAGCAACAUUCUCUGUUUUCUUACACCUCUUUCAAAUCCCAUUUAGUAGAGUGAGGAUAGUUCUGCUCAGGAGAAGCCCAUUUUGCUUCAAAAAUUCCAAUCAAUGUGUAUGAAACCCCUUCUUGAUGGAACCUUAAAUGUAGUUUGUUUUCUACCACACAUGUUGCCUAUUCAGGAAAAACCAGGCCAAUGUUUCGUUUGAGGGAUGGGGGAGACAUUUUAAAGACUUUUAUCGGCCAACUUCAAGAAUUAAUAUUUAUCUCUUCUGUUGUUUUUAAUUUUAGUAAGCAUUGUUAGAGGGCAUACAGAAUUAAAACAUACAGUCUCGUCAUUCUGCUACCACAUGGCCAGGUGUCUAGAAGGAAGCCAUUCUGUCCUCUUCCUCCAGCCCUACAACAAUAUUGGAUUUAGCACAUAGGAUUUAGAAAAUUAAUGUAAGAAACUCCAUUUGAUUUUUCUUGUGCUGACCUCUUUGAGACAGUAAUGUGCUGCACUGUCCUUUAUAAGGGACACAUUCAUCAUAUCUCUGCUUCACUUGUUUUGUGGCAGAAGCUCUAGUCUGUUUGACUACAAUCUGCACAAUAGCCAGUAGAGCUGAGGGAACUUACUAUUGCUUCAAGAAAAGGGGGGAUAUGUAUUGCUGAAACAUGAAAUCAAGGAAAGAAUGUCUUUAUUUGUGUGAAUUAAAGGAGCCAUGUCAAACGUUUUCAAAUAUUUAUUAAUAAAACAGACAUAUGUGUUUAUAGUGAUAAACCCAAAACAGAUGUCAGAUGGUCAUAUGCCUAUCUCUAUAUAAAUAUAUAUAUAGCUAGAAUACCAUUGGUUGUAAAUUGAAAGUUUAGCUAGCAUGUUGUUGGUCAUAAAUUGAAAAUAAAAUGUGAUUAAAUAUGUGGAAAUCCUAGUGAAUUCCUUUUGUAUUUCAUUACUUUGAAUAUUAUAUUGGUCCAUUCCUACCACUUUUUGAGCCCAGAUCCAUCUAAGCCACUGCAGCUCUACGGAAGAGGACAGAUUCCCUAAGUGGGCGGUGUUGGAGCUUCCCAGCUGCUAAAACAAAUA